This is a messenger RNA of Plasmopara halstedii, 813 nucleotides long. Its product is annotated as ubiquinol-cytochrome c reductase cytochrome c1 subunit. The coding region runs from base 1 to 813 and encodes 270 amino acids. The record is from RefSeq and is a predicted model, not a curated record. Gene Ontology annotation, biological process: mitochondrial electron transport, ubiquinol to cytochrome c. Gene Ontology annotation, molecular function: electron transfer activity; heme binding. Lineage: Eukaryota; Oomycota; Peronosporomycetes; Peronosporales; Peronosporaceae. The transcript has 2 exons.
AUGAUGAACCGGGCCAAGUUGCUGCAACGCGCGGCUAAGAUGGGUGCUGGUGCUUUGUUGGGCGGCUCAGUGGUCACAGGGGUCACUGCCUUAAGCAGUGACCAGAUCGAAGCGCUGCAUUACGGAUUUGAUCACCAGAGCCCGCUGUCUUCGUUUGACUAUGCCAGUGUACGUCGUGGGUACCAGGUGUAUCGCGAAGUUUGCGCAUCCUGUCACAGUUUAGAUCGUAUUUGCUUUCGCAAUCUGGUUGGAGUCACUCACACCGAAGAGGAGGUCAAAGCCAUUGCGGCUGAUAUAGAUGUUGUUGAUGGCCCGAACGAUGAGGGUGAGAUGUUUGAGCGCCCCGGUAAGCUUUCAGACCCGCUCCCACGACCGUACCCAAACGACGAGGCUGCAGCCGCAGCCAAUAAUGGCGCUAUACCUCCUGAUCUUUCGCUGAUAGUGAAAUCUCGCCAUGCUGGUGUCGAUUAUUUGUUCGCGCUGUUGACUGGCUAUGUUGACCCUCCCGAGGGCACGGAGCUGCUACCAGGUCUUUACUAUAAUCCGUAUUUUGGCGGUGGCGCGAUCGCUAUGGAGCGCCAGUUACAAGAUGGCCAGAUUGAGUAUGAAGACAAGACGUUAUGCACCACUUCUCAAAUGGCUAAGGACGUGUCAGUUUUCCUUGCGUGGGCUUCUGAGCCUGAGCACGACGUGCGGAAGAAGCAGGGCAUGCAGACGACUAUUGCUCUGCUGACACUGUGUGCUUUGACUGGCUACUACAAGCGUCUGAAAUGGGCGCCACUAAAGACUCGAAAAAUUACCUACACUAAGUAA